Suillus paluster is the source of this 2299-nucleotide messenger RNA. RefSeq names its product regulator of chromosome condensation 1/beta-lactamase-inhibitor protein II. The record is from RefSeq and is a predicted model, not a curated record. Gene Ontology annotation, biological process: mitochondrial respiratory chain complex III assembly. NCBI's taxonomy places the organism in Eukaryota, Fungi, Basidiomycota, Agaricomycetes, Boletales, Suillaceae. The transcript is spliced from 8 exons. Bases 400 to 2205 code for a protein of 601 amino acids. Gene Ontology annotation, cellular component: mitochondrial inner membrane.
GCCGAUGAGGUACUCUCGUAUGCCUGUACGAGUCAGUUAAUUCUGUUGGGUAGCUGAGAAAAUGCGUAUCAUACUGAAGAAUGUUGCAGAUGCGAUGCCGCUAUUCAUGGCCGAAAAUAAGAAUAGAGGUCCGGGUGGUUGUGACUUGAGGACGCCAUAUAACCCUGCAGUAAGACCACAGACAGUAGUCGCAUGUUAGGAGUACGCCUGUGGCUACCGUCUGUGGGGCUGAAGGAUCCAUUUGCAAUAACUUGAACAAGUUUGUGUUGCAGAGCAAGAUCUAGCAAGCUGAAAUUUCCGUAAAGCGGUUGUGACCCCCUCUACGGGGGUGAGUUUAUCAAUAACUUAGCAUUAGCAAGUGCACCAAGGUUCGAACGUUCAAGGUGUCUUUGUACGACAAUGUUCAAACGUACGGCUGCUCAAGCAUGGAGAGCUCGUCGUCUGCAUUCACAGGCGGGACAAGCAGCAAGAGCACGACCAGUUCGGUCUGCAGUCGUAGCUUCUUCUGCAGCUGCUACCGCGGGCCUACUCUGGUAUUCAUUGAGUACUACCAUCCACAACGACGCUAUUAUAACACCGAAGCUAGGAGAUACAUCUCAGCCCGUACGGAAGGCUUCUACGCCCAGUACUGGAAUCACUGAGGAUGACGGGAGUAUAUGUGCAGUCGUGUGGGGUUCCAACCAGUAUGACAUUAUCAACCCAAACGAACCCGGAGUCCAACGGGUACAGUACCCCGUAAAUGCCAGCUGGCUUAAAGAUGUUGCACUGCGUGACUUGGCACUUCAUGAGCGACAUGCUGCAUGUGUAGAUGCAAGGGGAGAUGUAUACCAGUGGGGUGACGGAUUCUUUGGCUCGAGUCCCACAUCAAAAUCAGAGCCGCAGGCACCGAAGUUGACAUUGCGUGGAAAGAACAUCAUCCGGCUUCAGCUCACCGAAUCUCGAGUAUAUGCUCUAUCGGCCUCGGGAACAAUAUAUGUCUUCGCGGCUAAUGCAGAACAACAAAAACUCCCCACUGCGAAGCCAACUCCUGCCAGUACGUCAUGGUGGGGGCCCGGCUGGAUAUGGGGAGAGGAAGGAAAUACCGUUGACUUUACGGAGAUUCUACCCAAGAAGAAACUCGCUUGGGGCGAACAGUUCGUAUCCAUUUCAGCGGGCAGAAACCACCUCUUGGCAUUGACAUCUUCUGGUCGGACAUACACUCAUCCCAUGAACAAAAACGCAAACACACACGGCCAGCUUGGUCUACGGAAGUUUGACAUUCCUGCUCCCUCAAGUUCUACCGACAUCGUCUCUCCGCCUCGCGUUCCCGUCGAGCUUAUUCCAAAAGCAAUGGCUGACCCGUUCGCUACAGCUUCUCCUUUCUCGCGUCCCCCGGUGUCAUCUGUGUCGCCUGCCACAUCCAUCAACAUUGAUGGAAUAGAUGACCAGCACAUCAGAUUUUCAGAUUCCCUCUUUGAGAUACCUUCCCUUAAAGGCAUCAAGGUCUCUCAAAUUGCAGCUGGAGGUCGUAGCAGCUUUGUGAUGACAGAAGAAGGUAGGGUGCUUGGCUGGGGAGCGAAUGAGUUUGGCCAGAUCGGACUGGGUGGCAACAUGACUCUUGACACAAUUAUCUUACCGACAGAGGUAGUUCUAUCGAGGAACGUACCCAGUUCUGUCCGCACAAGAUGCAUUGACAUCGCUGCAGGUGGUGAUUUGACAUGUUUCGUCGCCGAACGAACAGAUGGCGAAUCCCUCGCCUAUGUUGACCUUCUGACCUGUGGUAAUGGGCAGUGGGGAGGACUAGGGAACAACCUAUUCUCGAACGCUCAAGGGAACCCUGUCCGCGCAAAGAACGUUAGCGGUCUCCGUGAAUACAACGAAGACAGUCGAUCCAUGUCCCCGAUCCUUCCUCACGCUAUCUCGGUCUCACCUACCGGUCAUGUUCUGAUGACUUUGGAUACGCAAGCUCAUGGGGGGCCGGGUGGCUCAGGACGAGAUCUAGUCGCCUGGGGAACAAACCACGACUAUCAGCUUGGGACUGGUAAAAGAAGUAGUCUUCCUGUGCCCACGACCUUGGAACAUCCUGAAGGCGGUCGAUUUAUCCUGGGUCGACGAAAAGCUCCGGUGAGGGACCUUAAUGGUAAGGUAUGGGGGAAGAAAGUCGAGGUCGAGCAGCGUGCAGUUGCGGGGUACGGUAACAGCAUUGUGUAUUGGAAGAUCAAGUAAGUAGUGGAGGGUGCAGGAACGUAUUAUAGAUACUAAGUACUAGACACCUUUUGCACGUGAGUUUCACAUGACCGCGACGCGGCUGUGGCGUACU